AUGGCGGGCACAUACGAUCCGAUGCAACAGGCGUUCGAAAGCGCGAUGCGAGAGUUUAAGGCUAGCCUGAAGAACGAAUCACUCUAUCGCCAAAUACUCGAGACAACUAGCAUCGAGCAGGUGUAUGAUGCCACGGACAAAAUUCAGAAGGAGCAGGCGAAGACGGGCCAUCUCCGCCACCUAUCCAAGAUUGAAAUCUAUCUGAACCGACUUAGGGAGUACACUGGUGCAGUGGAUACUUUUGUCCAGGUAAAACCAGACAUACUGGCACUCAUCUGGGGCCCGAUCAAAUUGAUCCUUCAGUGGGCGAACGUGUUGAAACAAUCAUUCGACGCCAUCGUCAACACUCUCGAGGAAAUUGGUUAUUUGUUACCCGAAUUCACCGAGAUCAAGAGAAUUUUCGGAGAAAAUGUCAGGAUCAAUGAACUUCUUGUUCUCUUUUUCAAAGACAUUCUUGACUUCUACCUGAUCACUCUGCAGUUUUUCGGGUCAUCACGACUGAAGUUCGUCUUCGAAAUGCUUUGGCCAAGCCGCCGUGAAAAAAUCAAAAUGGUGGGCGAGCUUAUCAAGCGUCACACGCUUCUCAUGCGCAGUGAGGUCCGGCUGGAAGAGAUUCGCGAGGCACAUGAUGCCAGGCGCCGAGAGUUGGAGAAUUUUCGGUUGAAUGAGAGCGCUCUCACAGACCGAGAGUACGCCAGUAUCCGGGCAAACACCUCGCCUAAAAUUUACGACAAAGAUUUAUAUCGGUUGCAUGGUAACGUUUGCGAAGGGACAGGAAAGUGGUUGUUUCGAGACAAAACGUUCCAAAACUGGAUGGACUCCUCGAUUUCCACACCAAAAAUUAUGUGGUUUAAAGGGAUCCCAGGAUCAGGAAAGACACAUCUUGCUGCAUCGGUCGUCAACUAUGUCAAGUCACUUAAUCAUAACGCAUCGAAACGGAGCGCAACCUUGUUUGCCUUCCUCAGUUAUAAAGAAUCCCAUACAACAGCGCUCUCCAUCAUGCACUCUUUAAUGUUCCAGCUCACUGACGACUCUAAGACUCUUCAAGCAGCAUUAUGUCAAUCUGCCAAGGAAAACAUGCGAAGCAGCCUUGAUGUUGCGGUAGAUCUCCUUGAGUCGCUGCUCAAAUGCGCCGGAUUGGUUUACAUAGUUGUUGACGGCAUUGACGAGAUUGAGGAUAUGGAGCGUUUCAGACUACUGAAACAUUUACUACAGCUUUCCAAAAAUUGCGACGAAUGUCGAAUUCUCCUCAGCAGCAGGUCAGAAUCUGAUAUAACGGCCAUUCUUCGAGAUAACACUGCCAGUAUUGAAAUACACAAUAGGAACUCUGGGAGUAUCCAAGCUUACGUAAAGCACCGUAUAGCGCAGUGGUUUCAAGAGAAGUCCUUCGUUCCUGAAUUCCAAGCCGAGAUCGAAGGCUCACUAGCGUCACUCGCACAUACUGCGAAAGGGAUGUUCCUAUAUGCACGAGUAAUCUUCGUUAUUAUUUGGGAGAUUGAUAGCGCGGAUGAGCUUCGUAAUUUACUUAAUUGCCCUCCAGUCUCGCUGAAUGAUGCAUACGAAAGAAUUUUUAGCAAAGUGAACCAAUCAACAAACGCGUCGUUAAAGGAUAAAGCCCGGAAAAUUCUAGGAUGGGUAGGCUGCGCUCCAUCCCCUCUUACCAGGCGGGAGAUUGAACAAGCUCUACUCGUAAAUCCGAAAGACACCGAUGGAGAUGCUAAAGUGGUCUCUGUCCUCGAUGUUGUUCGGGUUUGUGGGCCGAUCGUAGAAGUGGUGGAUGACCACGUCCAGUUUGUACACUUUACUGCCAAGGAAUACAUCUUUCAUAACCAAACAUCCGGUUACAUUGCACUCUCAGAUGCAACGCUGAGUUUGACCAUCUGCUGCAUUACAUACCUUUGCCAAGGGCACCAUGAUCUUGAGUUGUUGGAGGAGGAUAUCAGUUCAAAUCUCGUCUCAGGAGCCUACAGAUUCCAUGAUUUCGCAUCCCUGUUCUGGUUCGAGUUGCUCAAGCAGUUUCUGGUUUUGAAAAAAGCCAAAGAGCUGCCGAGGGACCUCGAGGACGGCUUGGAGCGUCUUCAUAGCGAACGAUCUGCGUGGACAUAUGAGACCAGCACCGAAAAUGGUCAUCAUAUAGAAACGAUGUUUGACUUCCUUGGACCCAAGCAGACUCACUUACAGCAAAUGUUGAAGAACGUUUCUGGGUUCCAGAAGACAUCUUCUAAUGCUGAAUAUCAUCUCGGAAAAGAGGCACGCUGGAUACACUUAGAUCCAUUAACCAUUUCUCUCAUCUCAGUCUCUAUAUAUAAUCAACUGGAUCGACUUCUCUGCCCAACAACGCAACACGAACGUAGCUGUGCUUGUUCAGCCAUACAGCACCACUACGGGUCGAGAGCUUUCAAAUGCGGCUUCUUGCGCUGCCAGUCACGUCGCCAUGGAUUUGAGGCAAGGUCUGACCGAAAGUCUCACGAAAAGCAUCACGAACAGCCGUGGAAAUGUGACGUUCCUGGGUGUGAAUACUCGAGCACGGGAUUUCUGACGCGUAAAUGGAGAGAUUGCCAUCUACAAAGCGACCACCAGCCGGAACAGCAAGCAAAAGCCAGCGUGAUUAACGAACCAGACGAAGAUGAAAUCCAGCCCCUCUUGUUUGAUCUUAUUGGGACUGGCAAUGUGGAGUUAAUCAGAGCGCUCUUACCUCGUUUUGGGAACCUUCCAGACGCAGUGAAAGAAGAGCUGUCCAUCCAGGCAGCUGCGUUAGGAUCAUCGGCAAUGCUAGACGUCAUUCAGCCUAACCUGCUGAAAAUGGGAUACCGCGACGGCGUUAAGUACCGGGAUUUUCACCUAAAAUUGUGCACCACAGCUAUAAAAGGGAAAAAUGUCGACACAUCAAAAUGGCUGAUUGAUAAAAUGAGUGGCAUGAAAAUUAACAAAUUUAAUGUUAGGGACUUAAUUUCUGGCACUCUUGUUGCUAUAAUAACUUCUGAAUCGAGGGAAAUGCUUGACUUAUGGAAAGCAACUAUCCUAUCGAUUUGUAUCAAUGGCUUUGAGGAAAUGAGAAUCCUGGAAAGGUUAGACAGAAAGAUAUUGGGAGACGGCUUGGUGCAUGUCGCAAGCACGACAUGCUCUAUAAAUCUGGCACGAACACUCUUGAACGCUGGAGCGGAAGUUGACUGGAGACGGAGCGACAAAUACCAAACGCCUUUACAUUGUGCGGCAAGGAAGACAACAGAAGAGGCUGCCAAACUUAUGGAACUCCUCCUUUAUCAUGGUGCCGAUCCCGCCACUUCUUCCAAGAAUCGGAAGUUGGAAGAUGAAGACGGAACUUCACAGAUUUCAAAGUGGCUCGGCGUCUCGUGGGAUGAACUAGUGGAGAAGACAAAAUCCAAGCGAGAGACUAAGGGAGGUUGA
This is a messenger RNA of Colletotrichum truncatum, 3408 nucleotides long. NCBI's taxonomy places the organism in Eukaryota, Fungi, Ascomycota, Sordariomycetes, Glomerellales, Glomerellaceae. The record is from RefSeq and is a predicted model, not a curated record.